UGCUUCCAUACUCAUCCGAUAUUCAGUUUCCAAACCCUUCUUCCUUCUCUAAAUUAAUUCGUUCAUUUUUCUUACUUCAUUUUGUUUCAAAUACUCUGAACUUAAAAAACCAAAAAAAAUCAUGAAGAUCAAGGCUUCUGGGUUCUUCAAACCAAUCAUGUCCUUAUUGAGUUCAGUUGCCAAGGCCAAGUCCUUAGCCAUCAAGACCAAAACAAGUGCACUCAAGGCUCGACUCAUCCUGUUCUCUCUGGUCAAGAACAGGAAGGUCUUGCUCGGCUCAAUCUCCAACAAAAUUCACAGCAUUCUUGGUCAACAACACGACAAGGACAGUCAAAACGGCGACGUUGAGGGCCAAAGCAAGGCUAUUGUUCUCUACAACGCAAUGUCCAGGGAGGACAUCGAGACCGCCCAUUAUGAUGCUGAUGAUGAUGAUAAGUAUCCGGAUCUCACUCACUCGCUGUUCGAUGAUAAUGAUUUCGUUGACCAAGGUGGGUCCAUCAUUGACUUGGUGAGGAAUUCAAAGGAGGAAGGAGGUCAGAAUUUCAGCUUGGAAGAUGAGAUCGAUCAUGUGGCGGAUUUGUUCAUUUUGAGGUUUCACAAGCAGAUGAAAUUGCAGAAGCUCGAGUCCUUCAAAAGGUUCCAGGAGGAAAUGCUUGCCAGAGGAACUUGAUCAGAUUCAGAUGGAAUUAAGUGGGAUUUUCUUAUUUUUGUUUAUUUAAUUUGAGAUUAAUCUUAGAAAUUCGAAUAAAAUUAAUCGAGAAAAAAGAAGAAAGUAAUGGAUACUAUUGGGCUUAGAUUGGGCCUGUAUGUUGCCAGAAUGGGUUAUAUGUCGGGCCUCAGUGUUGCCUAAGUGGCCUCUGUAAUUUAUAAUUCAUUAUUGCAAUAAUAUUGGUAGUAAUUAUAUAU
Tripterygium wilfordii is the source of this 906-nucleotide messenger RNA. RefSeq lists its product as uncharacterized. The record is from RefSeq and is a predicted model, not a curated record. Bases 122 to 670 code for a protein of 182 amino acids. The transcript has a single exon. NCBI's taxonomy places the organism in Eukaryota, Viridiplantae, Streptophyta, Magnoliopsida, Celastrales, Celastraceae.